This is a messenger RNA of Penicillium diatomitis, 4626 nucleotides long. RefSeq names its product CCR4-NOT core ubiquitin-protein ligase subunit MOT2. NCBI's taxonomy places the organism in Eukaryota, Fungi, Ascomycota, Eurotiomycetes, Eurotiales, Aspergillaceae. Gene Ontology annotation, biological process: protein ubiquitination. Gene Ontology annotation, molecular function: RNA binding; ubiquitin-protein transferase activity. The record is from RefSeq and is a predicted model, not a curated record. The coding region runs from base 1 to 4626 and encodes 1541 amino acids. The transcript is spliced from 5 exons. Gene Ontology annotation, cellular component: CCR4-NOT complex.
AUGUCCAAUCGGCAACAAAUUGAUUCAGUCAUCGACGACGAUGAUGAGUUCUGUCCCCUCUGCAUCGAGGAGUUUGAUCUCUCAGACAAGAACUUUAAACCUUGUCCUUGUGGGUACCAAAUCUGCCAAUUUUGUUACAACAACAUCAAGACCCACAGUGAAGAAGGACGCUGUCCCAACUGUCGCCGGCCCUAUGAUGACAGCACGAUUCAAUACAAGAUUCCGGAUGCAGAAGAAUUCAAGGCAGAUUUGGCUUUGAAACACAGAAAGGCCGCCGCCGCCAAGAAGAAGGAAGCCGAGAAGCGUGAGAUCGAAGCUUCGAGCAGAAAGAAUCUUGCUGGGGUUCGUGUCGUACAAAAGAAUUUGGUCUACGUCAUCGGCCUCAAUCCAACAAUUCGCGAUGAGAAUCAGCUGCUUCAAACACUGCGCGGACGGGAUUACUUCGGUCAAUAUGGAGACAUCGAGAAAAUCGUGGUCAGCAAGGCUAAGCCUGGCGGCAACCCCCACCAAGGGAUCGGUGUCUACGUCACCUUUUCUCGAAAGGCAGACGCUGCUACCUGCAUCGCUGCUGUCGACGGGUCCUCAAACGGCGAUCGUGUCUUACGAGCCCAGUAUGGCACCACAAAGUAUUGCUCUUCGUUCCUCCGCAACGAGCAGUGCAACAACCGUAAUUGCACGUUCUUGCACGAGACAGGGGAAGACAGCGAAAGCUACAGUCGUUCCGAUCUCUCCUCGAUGAACACUCUGUCUAGCCAACGGCCGAGUCACGUUCAACAUCCACCACAAAUGCGCGCGCCUCAGCCUAUUACCCAUACAAUGCGUCGACAGCCCAGCAAGGACGAUUCUCUGAGCGGGCGCUCGGUGGCUCCGGACGGACCCGCUCUGCCGUCAUCUGCCAGUUGGGCAAACAAAGAUGUGACUAUUCGAACCAGACGCGCCAGCCUUACUGGAAGUCAGGCCUCGCAAAGCCCUCGGCCCGCCAGUGCCCAUGUGGCGCCUGUCAUCGAAGACUUGAAACGAAUGGAGAAGCAAUCCCCCUUACCCCAGGAAGCUUCACGAGUAUCGCAGCCGGUUACGAGGUCUCCGGAAGUUGAAUCGCCAGCUCCUCGUCUUAAGUCGGCUUCUCCCAAGCCUGUCGCACCCACGCCUUUCGACAACCUACUCAAGGAUUUGAUGAACCCCAACUUCAAGUUUGUCUUCUCGAGCGAAGGUCUUCCUGAGGAUGAGAUCAGAGCCAUACAAUCGUACCCGUCUUUCAUUGACCCAUACGGUGGUGUCAAGCGCCGGGCCAUGCGAGAAAAAGCUGACCAGGAACGUAUUAAACGUGAACAAGAGUUGUUGCAAUCAGCAGUAGCCGAAGAGGAGAGUCGUGAAGCUGGUAGCCUCCAGCUAGGUGGAGAGCCUGAGGAGUCUAACAACUCGCGCGGGCCAUCACAAAGUCGUGAAUCACAUGGAGCGAUCCAGCCCCCAUCACAACAGGGCACGGCCGAGAAUUCCACAGUGGGAUCACCGGUCUCUGCUUCAAGUCAUCAAUUCCAAGGCUUGAACUUGGUCGGCCGCAGCCUGACGCCUUUGCAGCAACAGCAAUUGAUGCUCCUCAAAUCAGCGGGCAACCAACAGGCGGGUGGAGUGGAACGCACGGGAUCAGCUUCCUUGGAUCAUGCAGUUCAGAUUCGACAGGGUUUGCUGCAGAACCAAAUUGCGCAAUUGAAUGCGCUGCAGGGUCAGGGGCGCCCAUCUUCACGGUUCACCUUCGCCAAUGACAUCAGCUCUAAGAACAUCAGCAAUGCUCGAAUGCUCAGUCAAAUGCAGGCAACAACCCACAACGCUCUCUCUUCGCCUAGCCCUCAGCAUAAUCUCGCCAGUGGGUUCUAUGCCAGUGGCGUCCAAGGUCCCCCCCCUGGUUUGAAGACGGCUGGAACUCCGCCAAUCAGUGGCGGUGGUAUGUUUGCUCAAGGCCAUGGCUUCACAGCAAAUGCGAACAUCGGAUUGGGUGCCACGAUGGGAAAGCAGGACUCGACACCAGAAUUGAUGCGUGAACUUCUUCGUGGCCGCACAGGCACGAACGCGGGUAGUGUUCAGGGUCAGGAGGCCGCAAAGCGUGAGUACAUUUUUCCUUUUUUACAACAGCACCAAACCCCACCCCCCUUGACUCCCGUGAACGGCCUUCUCGGCUCCUUCUAUGGACCCCAGGCAAGCUCGGUGCUUGAAUCUGGGGGCGCACAGAAGCAGAAGAAGAAGGGGAAGAAGCAGAGACUCGCUAACACUUCCUCCGGUGGAGGUGGUGUAGUAGAUCUUGCGGACCCGAGCAUUUUGCAGGCGAGAAUGCAUCAGGUUGGUGCCAAUGCUACUGCUGGACAGGCGUUGUACGGGAGCCAGGGCCAAGCGGAUGAGGACUUUGCACCUAUCGGAAGUCAAUUGACGGACAAUCAACCUGUUGACCCCUUCGGCUUCCUCAGGUCUCAAAUCCAGAUGCCCAGUGACUUUGCUGGUCGAAUUGGGACGCCUUCUCUACCACCUGGCCUUCCUUUGCCACAGUCACACCCUGCUUCGGGUGUCUUCCAGGAUCAAUUGAGCCUUUCGAAGCCGAAUUCACCCGCCCCAAGUAUUCCACCCGGUCUCAGCGUCAACAUUUCACGCGCUGGAACGCCGUCGCAGAAGCCCGCACAAAAUGAGUCCUCAAAGAUGACCCCUGAGCCCUCACGCCCAAUCGCGCCGCCUACGCGCGAGAAAAAUGCUCAGAUUUCUCUGGGCUCUCCUGUGGCGAAACCACACAAAGCUCGGACGCAUACGAAACUCGAUUUGUCGACUUUUGAAGAGAAGAAAACGGUCUCCAAGGAUGACCAGAAUUUUUCUGUUGGAGGCAACGGGGGCCAAAUCACACUGGCCAUGCAUCAGGCAUCUCAAGAACAAUCAGGGAUUAAAUCAGAACGUAGCACGCCUGUCACUUCAGCCUCGACCCCGGCAGCUGUGGGCUCGCAACCUCAUACCCCGGCCGCAGCUCACACCCGUGUCACGGAAACUACUGCACUGCGGCAGCCGCGCAUCUUGCGUGUUGUCGAUACCCCUAAACUCGAUGUUGCUACCUCAGUAGCCAAUGUUUCACCAGCCACUGGGUCUGCUACCAAACCGGCCAAGACCCAAUCACGGAGACAGAGUCUAUCGUCCAGCAGCAGACCUGACACGCCCGGGGAUUUUGGUUCAGAGGCCGAUACGUUCCCUUCGGCCUCUGUAUCCCGAGCAAGCUCUCCGCCUGCGACUUCGCGUAUCGGGUCUGCUCCAGUGCGUUCUAUUACCAAGAGCCAGCUCAAAAAGGAACGACGACAGAAGGCAAAGGACGCGGAGGCAAAGCAAGCAGAGGCUACGGCUACAGAGGAACCGGUUCAAGCUCCAAUCAUUGGACGCAAGCGCAAGACUAAGAAAGCGCCCAGUACUACGCCGACUACAAUUCCCACUACUGCAACAGCGUCUACUGAGGCUUCCACCGCAUUGGUCUCGGAGCCCGCAGAACCUGUCAGGCUGAAGUCUCUUUCACCCAGGAAGACCGACCCAAAGCCCGAACCCGUGCAAAAGGAAAAGGUACAAGCCGUGGAGCCUCCACAGCUUGUCAGCAAGGUAACGAGCAAAGAGACUCCAGCGCCGACUACUGUGAUCGAGAAAACUCCAUCGCCCGCUCCUCCAACACCUCCGCAAGCUUCUGAAGAAUUCUGGCGUUCGCAAAACACUGUAGAGCAAUUGAUCAAAGAUGCGGAAGAGACUGGUCGCCCCACCAAGGACCUUUUCAUGGAGAGAACCAAGCCCCUGCACGAACUCCUCAUGGAUCUACACCAAUCUGGCGAUCUAGACUUGAACAAGAGUUCCUUGUUCAAUCCUACCAAUAUCACUCAGCGCAGUGAUAUGAAGGGCAUUGGUUCGGACUACUACACCUUCAAACAGCCCCUUGAGCUCCUUGAGACUCAUCGACAGUCUCUCAUCCAUGGACAGCCAGUGCGAAUUGACUCUGAUCAGCUUCUUGAACGUUGCCUCAUCACGCCGCGUGGAUGUGUAUUGCGUCAUCUCUCAGUUGAAGAAGAGGAUCGGUAUCUGGAGCUUGAGAAAUGGUGGGGUGCUUCUGUUGAUCCCUGUGCCGUUGGUGACGGGUCGACCAAUAUCAAUGGCGGACUGGACGCUCUUUACGUCACGCCUGAGAAGUACAAUAUUUGCUGGGCGCAUGACGACUCUUCGCAAGUGGACUCGGGGUCGCACGACCGUGCCUUGAAUGGCAGCGAAUCUGUCAUUCCUCCUAAUGUGCUUUCUGCCAUGGAAGCGGAUAACACCCGUAGUCAUGACUGGGCUGUUGCUCAUUCAGCCGAGCUCCUCCAGACAACGACCGCGGCGGUCCGAUCUUUUGCUGCCGCCACGGCCAAGCAAAUGCUAGGUUCUACAGGCAGUCCUGGGAUCAAUCCUACCAUCGACGACGUCGCCGCGAUGACUGAUGAAGAGCUCAGGGAUCUUGCUGGGCUAUCGCAGAAGGACCUGGAAAGCACGCGAAAAGAGCUAGACUCUUUGGACAAGAAGUUUGCCGCGCUUCUUCGCCGCAACAAAAAGAUUCAGCAGGCCGCGCUGUCCCUGAUCCAGGGCGCUUGA